GAUACCAGUUGCGUUAAUCCAUUUUGUGUGCUCGGAAGAGAAGAGGCUUCUUCUUUUUCUUUAUUUGCUUGCUUUCUUUUGCUUGCUUGCUGUUUCGAAGCCAGUGUUGCUAACCGUGUACAGCGAUCAAAUCCCAGUAAUGGACAUUUCUACAGACAUCAGGGAUAGCGGAAACUUGUUCGUCCCUGCUUCCUUAAAGAAUGGCUAUCCUGGUGUUAGGUGGGGUGGAUAUUCCCCAGUUGGAACCUAUUAGCUCUGGAAGUUAAGUGGAUGUGUGUUUAUGAAGACAUUAUCGGAGCAAAUGCGUGUAUCUGUACCAGAUAAAAAUCUCUACCCCCCCUCCCCUUGUCCUGUAAUUGAUGCAGAUAUAGAGUUUUGAAAUCCAUCACAACCAUGAAGUCUCCGACGGCAGAUCCUCCCCGUCAAAGAAGGAUGCUGUGGAUUAUUCUUCUAAGCACAAUCGCCGUAGCAUGGACUACCCCCAUUCCCUUGAUAGAGGACUCGGAGGAAAUUGAGGAGCCUUGCUUUGAGCCUUGUUACUGUGAAGUCAAAGAAAGCCUUUUUCAUAUACACUGCGACAACAAGGGAUUUAUAAAUAUUAGUCAGAUAACGGAGUCCUGGUCGAGACCUUUCAAACUUUAUCUGCAGAGAAACUCCAUGAGGAGAUUAUACACCAACAGUUUUCUCCACUUGAACAAUGCUGUUUCUAUUAACCUUGGGAACAACGCUCUACAAGACAUUCAGACAGGAGCUUUUAAUGGGCUCAAAAUUCUGAAGAGGUUGUACCUGCAUGAGAAUAAAUUAGACAUUUUCCGAAAUGAUACUUUCCUGGGGUUGGAAAGUCUGGAAUAUCUGCAGGCAGAUUACAAUGUCAUUAAGCGGAUUGAAAGUGGGGCUUUCCGAAAUCUGAGCAAGCUGCGGGUCCUGAUCUUAAACGACAACCUUAUCCCCAUGCUUCCCACCAACUUAUUUAAGUCUGUGUCCUUAACUCACUUGGACUUGCGUGGGAACAGGUUGAAAGUGCUUUCCUACCGAGGGAUGCUGGACCAUAUUGGCAGGAGCCUGAUGGAAAUCCAGCUGGAGGAAAACCCCUGGAACUGUACUUGUGAGAUCGUUCAGCUCAAGAGCUGGCUGGAGCGCAUCCCUUACACUGCCCUUGUGGGAGACAUAACCUGUGAGACCCCUUUCCACUUCCAUGGUAAGGACCUGAGGGAAAUCAAAAGAAACAAACUCUGCCCUAUGCUGUCUGACUCUGAGCUGGUCAGUAUAGGUGUUCCUCAGUUGCCCUCAAGCAAGGAGAACGCGUGGCCUACUAAGCCUUCUUCCAUGCUGUCCUCCUUCCAUUUCACUGCUUCCUCUGUCGAAUACAAAACAUCCAUGAAGCAACCCAAGCCCACCAAACAGCCCAGGGCACACAAGCCGCCCCCUACACCUCGAGGCCUAUACCCUGCCCCCAACCAGCCUCCAAUUGCUGCCUACCAGACGAGGCCCCCCAUCCCCAUCAUAUGCCCUACUGGCUGCUCUUGCAGCCUGCACAUCAGCGAUCUGGGCUUGACAGUCAACUGCAAGGAAAGGGGGUUCCACAACAUUUCUGAGCUCCUGCCCAGGCCUCUCAACGCCAAGAAGCUGUACCUGAGUGGGAAUUUGAUACAGAAAAUUUACCGUUCCGAUUUCUGGAAUUUUUCUUCCUUGGAUCUCCUGCAUCUCGGGAACAAUCGGAUCUCCUACGUGCAGGACGGGGCUUUUAUUAACCUGCCCAACCUGAAGAGUCUGUACUUGAAUGGCAAUGACAUUGAGAGGCUGACCCCUGGCAUGUUUAGGGGCCUGCAGAGCUUGCAUUACCUGUACUUUGAGUACAACCAGAUCAGGGAGAUCCAGCCUGCCGCCUUCAGUCUCAUGCCCAACUUGAAGCUGCUUUUCCUCAACGACAAUCUCCUGGGGACCCUGCCUACUGAUGCCUUCGCAGGCACCUCCUUGGCCAGGCUCAACCUGAGGAACAACAAAUUCCUCUACCUGCCCGUGGCAGGUGUCCUGGAGCACCUCAACGCCAUCGUGCAGAUUGACCUGAAGCUCAACCCUUGGGAUUGCACGUGUGACCUGGUGCCCCUCAAGCAGUGGAUCGAGACCAUCAGCUCUGUCAUCAUGGUGGGGGAUGUCCUUUGCGCCAGCCCAGAGAACCUCACCAACCGAGAUGUCCGCUCAGUAGAGUUGGAGGUGCUGUGCCCAGAGAUGUUACAUGUUCCUGCUGCCUCGCCAGCCCCACCGGCCUGGGGCCACCCUAGCCCCACCAGUCCCUUUGAGGCCUCCCCAGCUGGGGGAGGCCCGGUGCCACUCUCCGUGCUCAUCCUCAGCCUGCUCGUACUGUUCUUCUCUGCCGUCUUCAUCGCGGCAGGCUUUUUUGCCUUUGUCCUCCGCCGACGGCGCAAGAAACUCCCCUUCCGGAACAAGCAGCGGCAGGAGGCACUCGACUUGACGGGCAUCCAAAUUCAGUGCCACCACCUGUUUGAGGAGGGAGGUGGCGGCGGGGGCGGGGGGAUCAGUGCUUCCCCGGAGAAGGCCCCCCCUGUGGGCCACGUCUAUGACUACAUCCCACACCCAGUGACGCAGAUGUGCAACAACCCCAUCUACAAGCCCCGGGAAGAGGACGACGUGGUGGCUGGGGAGCCCGGGCAACCUGGGGACAUCCUUCUGGGUGGAGGAGGAGGAGGAGGUGGUGGAAGUGGCUGUGUAGGGGAACAAUUCGCCGACCCUUUGAAGGACAGCGGGAGCAGCAGUUGCUACAGGACCUUGCUGGAGAAGGAGAAGGAGUGGAGCCUGGCAGUAUCCAGCAACCAGCUCAACACCAUAGUGACCACCAACCAUCAUCCACACCCCCAUCCACCGGGAGGGGGACUUGGUGGGGGGCUGCCUCUCAUGGGGGAGCUAGCGCUGGUGCCGCCCGUCUUCCAUCACGAGAAGAACGGUGGGGUGGUUCUCUUCCCCCCGAGUGGGGCCCUUCUAGACAGCAGGGAGAGGCCCCCCUUAGCCCCUCCGUGCACAGUGGGCUUUGUGGACUGCCUCUACGGCACGGUGCCCAAAUUAAAGGAACUGCACGUGCACCCCCCUGGCAUGCAAUACCCAGACCUGCAGCAGGACGCCAGGCUGAAAGAAACCCUUCUCUUCUCGGCUGGUAAGGGCUUCCCAGACCACCACCAAACCCCCCCAAGUGAAUACCUCGAGUUAAGGGCCAAACUCCAAACUAAGCCGGAUUACCUCGAAGUCCUGGAGAAGACCACGUAUAGGUUUUGAAAAUGUCUAGCUUUUAUGGCCAAAACCCACCCACCCCCCACCCGGACCCCCUCCCCCCUCUCCCCACCCCUUCCUCCCCCCAAACCACCGCAUGCUGAUACUAGAGGAUACAGCUCUGCGCUUCCCCCUUGCCAGAUGUUGGUUUGGAGGGAGGGCCCAACUCAGAUGAUCAGUAAUCGAUAAAGUGCCUUUGCAGACUUUUGCCAGCAGAUGUUAAUCAAUCAUUAUUUUUUUAUACUGAAAACUGAGACUUUGACUGUGCCAUGUUGUCUAAGGUAUAAGAAUAUUAUUAUUAUAAUUAUUACGAUGGGGGAUCCUUGUCUGGAUCCUGACAAAGUAAAUUCUAUGUGUGUUACUCUCUUGCCCGCUCUCCCCACCCCCCCACCCCCGUUGUCGGGUUUUGAAAAAUUUGUUUCUUUUGGGGUUUUGCCUUUCUUUUCUUUUCUCCCUCCCCCCCCCCCCCCGCUUUUUUCCUCUCUCGAAGGAAACCCUUCCAUUCUAUCUUUUUAUGUCACGGGGAGGGAGGCGGACUUAAAAGGCAACAUCUUUUUGUGGCUUGGUUUCUUCUUUCCCGCACCAUGGCACAGAUUCUGUACAUUUAUUAAACAAAAACAAAAGGGGGGAAAAACCACAACAAAAUGCAGUUUGCUGCAUGUCUGGAAACUGCAGGAAGGGAGGGGAGGGGAAGGGUCUCGUUCGAAUGUUCUCACUCUCUUGUCUUCUUCUCUCUUCUUUCUCUCACGUACAUGCACACAAAUACAAACGUCUCAGCCCAGCUCUGAAUCCCCAGGCCUCCUUAGACAGCUCCUUAGGGAUUCCAAUGUGCCUGGUACUCUUCCAUUCCCCUCUUCCUGCCCUCUCCCACCCCUAAAGGGGGCACCACUCUAAUUUCUCUGCCUUCUGCAAAAGUGGGUGGGGGGGGGAGAUACCUACUGCUAGCUGGAAAUCAUCCCCUCAAGUGAAGAAGCCCUUCAUUUGUUCCCUUGCGUGGCUCUCCUACACCUAAAGAAAGGUCAUUAUCAUUUCAUUAAGUUUGUUUUCGGAGAGCCGCAUUUCUAAUUAAAGAGCCUCCAACAUAUUUUUUAAAAAAACAUACAGGAGAAAAACCCUGGGUACCUGUCACAGACAUCUUGAUAGAAGAAGCACUUUUAAUGUUCUCUCUCUUUCUCUCUUCCUUGCUCACAUGCAGACACACAAAUGCAACUGUGCAUAUAUUUAUUCUGUACUUUAAAGUGAAUAUAAAUUGUAAAGGUAAUGUUUAAUCAUUGUACAGUGAUGCGUCUGGUAUAGCUUUCCUAAUAAAAAGUUUUGAAAAAAAUUAUAUAGAUAUAUAUUAGAGGACAAAAAACUUGAGUCUUAAACUUCAGCUAUACCUUUUUUCAUAUCAAUGUUCCUUUUCUUCCCUUUAAGCCCACACACUAUUUCAUUGCCAGCAGUACAAUCCACUGUGGUGUUAAAAUAUCUAACCACCAUCAUUAUUCGUGCAGGUUCUUUGACGAAAUACAGUUCUGCACCUUGGGGGUCUGAUUUUCAUUCUCUCCCUUUCUCUUUCUCUUUCUCUCUGUCUCUUUCUUCCUCCAUUUCAGUUUGCUUGGCUUCGGUCUAAGUGGGUUCCCCCCACCACUUAGUUAAAAAUAUGCAAUUGAAUUAUUUCAGUGCUUUUGGUUCCUAGGAUUAUGUAUGGUUCCACUGCAAGGAUAUGGGGGGAAAGAAUCAUGUGAGGAUUUUCAGUUGAAGUUGCAUAAAGUUAUUUAAAAGUGCGUGGAUGGGAAUAUAUUUAUAGGUUCUAGAGGGGAGGGGGAGUUGUUCAGAAUGGCAAGCAUAAAUUGGUGCAUUUGGGGUAGUUAUCCACCACAUUGCCUCUUCCCCUCUCAAUUGGAGAAAUUAGGCCUAAUAGCAUGAAUUCAAUCUUGGCUUCUCUUAUCUCCCACCUGCUUGGCUGAAAUCAUAGCUGGAGAUGAGAAGAUGAAGUGGUUUUCUGUGUGUUGUGUGGAUUUUCUUUUUAACUUUGAAAUUGAUACCAUGCUGCCAAAUUGACUUGUUAAAGCAUAUUAUGGGUAAACCCCCUUUCUUUUAGAGUGAAACCAAAGAGGAAACAAAUGGGAGGGUUGUUUGUUUAUUUCAUUUCCUUUUGAGGUAUCUAGCUGGUAUCUU
This is a messenger RNA of Hemicordylus capensis (graceful crag lizard), 5442 nucleotides long. It is a transcript of the gene SLITRK3, whose product is annotated as SLIT and NTRK like family member 3. Gene Ontology annotation, biological process: positive regulation of synapse assembly; axonogenesis; regulation of presynapse assembly. Gene Ontology annotation, cellular component: GABA-ergic synapse; postsynaptic density membrane. The transcript has 2 exons. The record is from RefSeq and is a predicted model, not a curated record. NCBI's taxonomy places the organism in Eukaryota, Metazoa, Chordata, Lepidosauria, Squamata, Cordylidae. The coding region runs from base 394 to 3288 and encodes 964 amino acids. Gene Ontology annotation, molecular function: protein binding.